UAAUCUUAUUCACUGCAAAACCGCACCACCGCUUCUAUGGCAGUCCUGAAACUCAGCACGGCAGCUUGUUUUGGCGGCAAACCCUAUAAAUGGGCCCGCACAAUCACUAACACCACCACCACCUCUUCCUCCACCACCACCUCUACCUCCGCCUCCGCAUCUCCCUUUAUUACUCCUCACGCUUCUUUGUUCCCGCUAUCUUUGGCCCUAAAAAGCAAUUGGCGCAGGAUAACGCCUUGCGCACACCCUGCCUAUUAUAACAGUAACAAUAACAACCUCUUCUUAGGGUUUGCUUUUGGUGGCCAAAAGCGUUUCUCUUUUUCUCGCAAUUCUAGUUCCUCCUCCUCCUCGUCCAACGCUCAAAAACAGGGAGAGUUCUCUGGAUCCGAUUCUUCGUCAUCCGGGUCGGGUCUUGUGGCUGACAUGGGGUCCGAUGACAAGGUUGAAGAUGUUGAUUGGUACCAAAAUCACCAUUUAAACGGGCCAAAUAAGCAGCCGCCGCCGUCGUCGCAAAAUCAUCAUAAACAAGAAGAUUCCCGCUCUAAAUUGCUAACGCUGCCUACAAUUUUAACACUUGGCCGUGUCGCUGCUGUGCCGCUUCUCGUUAGUACUUUUUAUCUGGAUAGUUGGUGGGGGAGAACAGCUACAACAAGUAUUUUCAUUGCUGCAGCAGUUACUGAUUGGCUUGAUGGGUACCUUGCCCGUAAGAUGAGGUUAGGCUCUGCCUUUGGAGCAUUUUUGGAUCCAGUUGCUGAUAAACUUAUGGUUGCUGCUACCUUGGUAUUAUUGUGUACUAGACCUCCGGAAGUUGCAAUAUUUGGACAAGUUCCUUGGCUACUGACUGUACCUUCUAUUCUCAUAAUUGGUCGGGAGAUAACCAUGUCUGCAGUCAGGGAAUGGGCUGCUUCACAGAAUAGUAAACUUUUAGAGGCUGUUGCUGUAAAUAACUUGGGGAAGUGGAAAACUGCUACACAGAUGACUGCCCUAACCAUCCUCUUGGCUACCAGAGACAGCAGUCUUGGAGGACCAGGAAUCUCUGUAGCUAGUGUUGUUUUGCUUUAUAUUUCAGCAGGUCUUUCUGUAUGGUCUUUAGCCAUGUAUAUGAGUAAGAUAUGGAGAGUGUUGCUGAAGUAAUUUCUUUGCCCUGCUGCGUGUAUUUGCUUCUUGUUAAUGAUGUGGUUGGCCGUCAUAAUGCUUCAGAUACUUCCUUUUUUGAUGACUGCCCUCAAAAUUUGAGUCGCCCUUCAAACCGGUGGUGAAUUAAGGGGAGGUUCUUUUAUUGGGAAACUAAACAUAUUAGGUUACUAAUUUUUUAUUAGAAUUUGCUUUGGUUGAGAUGAUACUACCAUGAUACUACCAUUUUAAGGGUUUCUCUGAGUUUUUUGAACCGUAAAAUUUCCCACACUGACUUGUCUGGAGAAAUAUUAGUAUAUAUGUCCUACAAGGUCUCCCUGUUCAAUUUUUUUACUAAGCACCAACGUUGGUAUUAAAGGCAGAUUUAGGGCUUCCUGUAUGGUGGGCGCAAUGGGUGGACGCGGCAAACAUAUUCUGCAGUAUUCUAGUUGCUGGAAUUGAAGAGUUUUUUUUUUUUCAGUCUAUAAUAUGUAAUCUAAAUGGAGGAUAUUUAAGAAAAUCUUAAUGGGAUGUUUUUUGGGAGCAUUUGGGCUUUUUGCUGAUACAGUUAGAUACAAUUUUAUGAUAUCAUUGCAGCCAUUGAUGGCUCAUUUUGUCAUGUUGACAGCUUCCAAAAUUGAUUCAUUUUAAUGAUUGCAAUUUUCAAAAC
Molecule: messenger RNA, 1783 nt
Organism: Jatropha curcas
Lineage: Eukaryota; Viridiplantae; Streptophyta; Magnoliopsida; Malpighiales; Euphorbiaceae
Product: CDP-diacylglycerol--glycerol-3-phosphate 3-phosphatidyltransferase 2
Biological process (GO): glycerophospholipid biosynthetic process
Cellular component (GO): membrane; chloroplast envelope
Molecular function (GO): CDP-diacylglycerol-glycerol-3-phosphate 3-phosphatidyltransferase activity
Source: RefSeq, a predicted model, not a curated record